UUGCUCGUACCUAAACCCUCGGGGUUUGAUGGGUAUCCUCACGCAUUUGGGAAUCUAAGAGCCUCUUUGUUGCCUUUCUAGAACUCCCAGAGAACUGGACAGAUACCCGUGAGACGUUGCUGGAGGGGAUGCUCUUCAGCCUCAAGUACAUGGGCAUGACGCUGGUGGAGCAGCCCAAGGGAGAGGAGCUCUCUGCGGCUGCCGUCAAAAGGAUCGUCGCUACCGCGAAAGCAAGUGGAAAGAAACUGCAGAAAGUGACUCUGAAAGUCUCGCCCAGAGGGAUCGUGUUAAACGACAGCGGAACGAACGAGCUGAUCGAGAACAUCUCCAUAUACAGGAUAUCCUACUGCACGGCAGACAAGAUCCACGAUAAAGUGUUUGCCUACAUUGCCCAGAACCAGCUCAAUGAGAACCUGGAGUGCCAUGCCUUCCUCUGUACCAAACGGAAAAUGGCGCAAGCGGUCACCCUCACCGUAGCCCAGGCCUUCAAAAUCGCAUUUGAGUUCUGGCAAGCGGCUAAGGAAGAGAGAGAGAAGCGGGAAAGAUCCAUCUUGGAAGGCGAAGGGACAAGCAGCCCCAGCUCAGAAGCCCCUGCCCACCCCGAUGCAUCAGCAGCCACGGGGAACUUACUGGAUUUAGAAGAUCCUGACAAAUCGCCCCUGACCAGCAGCGCAAACUCCCCACACUUGGAUAACAGCAUGUUUGGGCCCAGCUCCUCUGUAAAUAACAACGUGGUGUGGGAAAUGGAUGAUGGUCUCGACGAGGCAUUUUCAAGGCUGGCUCAGUCGAGAACAAACCCUCACGUCCUCGACACGGGACUAACAGCUCAAGACAUCCAGAGUGCAGAAACGCUCUCACCUGUAGACUGGAACAAAAUAGAUUCCAACACAGGCGAGAAGGAUGAUCUGUUCAUGUUUUGAGGUCGGAUGCAUCUAACAGCUGACAAGAGAAUAACCACUAAAAGUCUAUGGACUGAAUCACGCUGUUCGGGUGCUGUACGCAAGGGACUCUUCUGAGGGCUCUUCACCAAGUCAGCUGAUGUUACAGCCCAGUUUAGACCAAAGCUUUAGAAAUCUAAUGCAGAUUUUUAUACCUUGCUUUUAUCUAAACCACAAGAUGCUCUGCAACAUAUUUAUUCAUAGCCGUUACAGUUUACAUAUAUUAUUGGAAGGUGUGUAGAGCAUCUACAGUAUUAGGUGGCAAUAUACCAUGGAAGAACCUUCAGCCGUGCCUGUUCCUCUCUGACAAAGACUAUGCAACAUCAAAAUCUGUAGAUACUUUUCCAGACAAGGGUCUGCAGAUGCAAAUGCAAUUGCAAGCACAACUGUUACUAAUCCACUGUUUCUUGAACAACGCAUCACCUGCCUAGGCGGAGGGGAGGAGAUUUGCAGCAGCUGCUGACAGUGUUAAAAUCAAAGAGGUAGCAGAGAUCUUGCUUUUGUUGUGAAUGUCUGUGAUACUCUCACAGUUGUCAAUCACCCCUAUGUGUUCUGGCUGGUUUUUCGCCAGCUUCGUAUGGGAAUUGACACUUUUUUUUAUCCAAAGACUCUAUGAAGUUUUGCACUUUAAAACUUGAACAGAAAGCAAAGGUCCGAAUUGUCAAGGUAAGCAGUGCCUGUAACUUCUCUUCAGAAGCUAUUUACCCAAAAAAAACCCCCAACCCAGUAAUGCUGCAGGUCUGUUUCAAAACCGAAUGCUCACGUGCACUGUUCCUGAUGCAACUCAAAUCCAAGGCUCCGUUGCACUGGUGGCUUUAAAAGCAAAACCACCAGGGAGUAACAAUUUGUUUUGCUAAAGCAUGUUGGAAUUUGCAGGUUGGGGGUGCCCAGCAGCAGGAUAGAUCUGUGUCCUUAGCUCUGCUAAGUGGAUUGGGCUGCACACGCCUUUUUGCCGUCUCAAAGCCAUUUGGUUGUUGCUCACUCAAUAGACUCAAAUGGAAUUGGAUUAGGCAAGACCAAUACCUGGCUGUUCAGUUAGGAAGUGGUGCCCCUUCCAGCGGUACUCCAAUCCUCUUCCCCCCCAACAGCCACAUCUCCCGUGGGGCUUGGGAAGCUGUCUUCAUCUGCUCCUGCAACUGAAAAUAAGUAAUGGAGGUAUAAAGCUUAUGCUAAUUAAAAGAUUAAGUUUAAUGAUCCUAAAUAGUCGCACUGACAGUUUGCAGUGUUUGUGGCCUUAUGUGAAGUAUACUAAUCUGUUUUAUAGAUUUGUAACUUGGUUUCGAAACACUAAUUCAUUCCCCAGAUAGCUCUUUAUAACUCUCUUAAAACUGCUUGCAGAAAAAAAAAAAAAAGAAAAACCUCUUUGUCAGCUGUAAGAAUUUAUUAGGAAACAGCUGAGUGACUCUAACUUAGAUUUGAUUUUUUUUUCCCCUAAGUGGUGUUGUGAUAAGGUAUUGAGGACUUGUGAAGCUGACUCAUCAUGUCUCUUAAUAAAAUGUGUGCUCUGUUUAUCUUGCAAAAUUGUGUUUAAAGCAAUUUUACAUCUUGAAACUACCGUGCCUAUGACUUAUUUGGUCUUAUGCAUGGCAUCAGUCUCACGAUUGAAGGAAUUAUUCAAAGUUUGUCCGUGCUACAGAGGCGCACGGCAGAGACGUGAACCUAUUGCGUAAGCAACACCAAAAGUGUGCAGAAAUGGUUGUAGCAACCACCUCGUCCCGACCCCUGGGAGCGGUGAUCUUCCUAGGAAAGAGCUUGGGCUGCAGGAAUGGACCAUGAGGAUUUCUCUGUCCAUUGAUCUUUCUCCUUUUUUAGAGACUCUAGGAGCAUAUACUGAAAUGCACAGUACUAUAUAUGUAUGUAUAUAGUUUUUUAAGAAAUCCUUCUGCUGUAAAGAGUAUCUGUACUGAGGAAAAUAAAAGUUCUACCAUUUUUUGGAGUGUCUGUGCUGGGUGACUAUUUUUACCAUGGUCCUUUUAUUGUGUAGAAGCCUUUGUAUUUCUAACUGCGAGUUCUCUGUCUUCCUUGAUGCGUAGCAGUAAGCGAUUGGAAACAUCCACGGGAGGUUUGUGUCUAUUGGAAGCCUCUUUCCAGGGCCAUCCAGGUGGGAAAACGGCUGCAGUGAGGCACCAGUCCGUGGUGCUGCCUCCAAGCAGCGCUUACGGGGCUGGAUGAGGCCACGUGGGAUGCACAGAGGGAUCUGCCAUGGCCCCAUCCCUGCUGCACCAGGCAGGAGGUGACCGUCGCUGCCUGCUUGGUAAAUCCAGCCCUGCCUGAGCCCCUGCGUCGUUGGAUCAGCCUCCAGGUAAGGGUGUGACAGAGGAUGAGAGGGAAGUUGGUGCUUCGGUCUCAUUUGCAGGCAAAGGCGUUGCUGGUAACAUCAAAAAAACCAAAAUCUUUUAAUUGAUAGUUUCUGAGUUGCUGUGCAAAGUACUUCUCCCUUGGGGGGAGUUUAAUUUGUACAGCUGCCUUUUAAAUAAAAACAGCCCAGAGAGCCUGGCAUUGCCCUGUGUACUCAGCCUCCCCUUGCAAUUCCUGCCUUCGCUGGCUGCGAGCUUGGAGCAACUGGGCUGUGGUAACCAUGGGGAGAAAUUCCUAUGGGGACGCUGAUGAAGGGAUUUAACCUGUGAGUAGCAUAACGCUCCCUUUGGGAUAUCAGAGCUGGGCAGGGGGUAGAGCAAAGGGACUUUGCAGAGGGGCAUCUCUUCCUGCAGUGUUAGACUGUCAACAAAACAAAUUCAAUAAAAGUUCACUUUUUUCUGUUUAAAUUGCCUGUUCCAGUAUGAGGAGAUGCCCCAGAUUAUGAGUACCUGUGUCCCGGCAGUCUGCGCCUUCAUGCAUGCUGAGGAACAAAUUGAUCUUUCAGUUUUGAUGUGACCUUUUUUUAAGUGCUGGUUAAGAAACUUUCAGCAUCCAUUUCCUUCGCCCCUGAUGGCUGCGUGCUCGGGAUGGAGGGAGGGAGGGAGGAAGGGGCUCAGUGUGGUGAGAGGUGGCUCUGCCCCGAAAAGGGAGG
Messenger RNA from Egretta garzetta (little egret), 3948 nucleotides. It is a transcript of the gene LDLRAP1, whose product is annotated as low density lipoprotein receptor adaptor protein 1. The transcript has 8 exons. Bases 129 to 920 code for a protein of 263 amino acids. NCBI's taxonomy places the organism in Eukaryota, Metazoa, Chordata, Aves, Pelecaniformes, Ardeidae. Gene Ontology annotation, cellular component: early endosome. The record is from RefSeq and is a predicted model, not a curated record.